This is a messenger RNA of Camellia sinensis, 870 nucleotides long. The record is from RefSeq and is a predicted model, not a curated record. NCBI's taxonomy places the organism in Eukaryota, Viridiplantae, Streptophyta, Magnoliopsida, Ericales, Theaceae.
AUGGGCAAAGCCUUAGGCAUAUGCUUUGGUGGGAUGGAAGGAGAGGUGAAGGAAAAAUUAAAAGCUAUGGAGAUCAAGGAUAAAAUUCAGGCAGAUUCAAGAGCUGUAGAUGCACAGGGUUUGGGUAAAGCUGAAAAGAGAAGGAGGGUCAAAUUACUGCUUAAAGAUAGGAAAAUUGAUUUUGGUUUUUUCCAAGAGACAAAGAAAACUGAGGUUACACCAGAUUUUGUAAUAUCACUUUGGCCUGUGGAUGAAAUGGAAUUCAUGGUGGUUGACUUUGAAGGGAGGGCAGGUACUCUCCUUCCAGAUUUUAACUGUGUCCUUGUCAAUGUUCAUGCUCCAAAUGAAGUUAAUGAGAUAAGUAGAUUCUGGAAUGUGUUGUAUGGGUUGAGAUCUAGCUUUUGUUAUUUCUGGUGUCUAGCUGGUGAUUUCAAUGAGAUACAAAAUCUUGGAGAAAGAAGGGGAUGUUCUAGAAGAGACAGAGGGAUGAAAGACUUUAAUUUAUUUAUAGAACAUAUGGAGCUUCUUGAUUUACCCAUGUUGGGAAGACAGUUCACAUGGUGCAAUUCUAAUGAAGGAGAAAGAUGGAGUAGAAUUGACAAAGUACUCAUGUCAACGGAGUGGGUAGAAAGGUUGAAGUUAAAGUUAUGGGGUUUAGAGAGAAGUGUCUCAGAUCAUUGCCCCUUGUUACUAGUUAAGGAUGGCAGGGAUUGGGGUCCAAGGCCAUUUCGCUUCAUAAACGCUUGGACUCUACAUCCGAAAUUUGGAGAAGUUGUGAAGAAAUCCUGGGAUAAUUCUGCAAUUACUAGCUGGGCAGGUUUUGUUAUUAUGAAUAAGCUGAAGGUUCUACGUUCAGUUUUAAAAAAAUAG